This is a messenger RNA of Ilex paraguariensis (yerba mate), 987 nucleotides long. NCBI's taxonomy places the organism in Eukaryota, Viridiplantae, Streptophyta, Magnoliopsida, Aquifoliales, Aquifoliaceae. The record is from the annotation of a GenBank genome assembly.
UGUUUCAUUCCAACAAUAGUAUGGCCAUAAAAGAGUAUAAAGGUUUUGUGGCUAUUCAUUUGCAUUUUGAUGUGAAAUUAAAAUGCUACCAAAGCAUUAGCUGACAGACAUUUGAUCCUUGCUUCUAGAAGACAAAAAGUAGUUCUCUUCUCUUCUGAGUUAAUCGGCUUUCUUCUUUUCAAUUUAUUGUUGUCAUUACCUUCAAGACUAUCCCUAAUAGUUAGUGUUACCAGGUGCAAUUAAUCAUAUACCAAUCAAAUAUCACUAUUCCCAUAUGAAUGCCUCUUGUAUUUGUUGAGAGUGAGGAGAAGAACAUAAUGUUCUUGCAUUAGUAUAUUCAAGAUGGGAGACGUUAACUACAGCCGCACUGGAAUAAGAAUCCAUGAGAAAGCCUUUGGCACUAUGCCAACAAUGUGAGAACUUGACUACGAUCAAAUAUGCUUGCCCAGUGAGAAAUAGUUAAAGUGCCUGUUUUCUUCUCACAUGUUUUUUCAGCUGAUGAUGGAAAAAAUUAUUAUGUUCUAGACAUUGUUGUAAGCCUGGCUUUUUCCGCAAAAAGAGACCCAUGUUUCCUGGUGUGUUAAUAAUUGAAUUAAACUUGUUGAGUUUUUCUGAGAAUUGAAUGUAUGUUUAGAGUCUAUUAUUAGUAAGUCAUAUAUUACAUCAUGUUCUAAGAAACACAGGAAAAAAAAAAGUCCUUUGGCAUUUUGCUCCUCAGCCGUCUUUGUCAUGCAUCUUCUUCAAACACAGGCCCCCUCAAAAGUUUGUGAAGAUUGUGGCGGUUCAGGUAUUUGUCCUGAAUGCAAAGGUGAAGGUUUUGUGCUUAAGAAACUCUCAGAUGCAAGUGCGGAGAAAGCAAGAUUGACUGCAAAGAACAUGGCCACUAGAUACACUGCAGGGCUACCUAAAAAAUGGAGCUACUGUGGAAAAUGCUCUUCUGCACGGUCUUGUAGUUCAUGUGGCGGCAGUGGGAAGCUAGGCUACUAG